Molecule: messenger RNA, 2201 nt
Organism: Temnothorax curvispinosus
Lineage: Eukaryota; Metazoa; Arthropoda; Insecta; Hymenoptera; Formicidae
Product: protein unc-45 homolog B-like
Molecular function (GO): Hsp90 protein binding
Source: RefSeq, a predicted model, not a curated record
AAUAUAUUGAACACAUACAGCGGCAUGAAUAACAAACCCGAUUCGAAACCAGACGAUGCGUUGUGCGCGGCGCAUAAGGAAGAAAUUGACACGAUUCUAUCGUGUCUAUUGAAUAGCGUAACGAGUAGAACGAUAACAGGCUUUGCUAGAGACGCAAUAAUAGAACUUAUUAUGCGUAAUAUUCAUUGCGUAACUGCAUUAGACUGGGCCGAACGAUUUGUCGAACUUCGCGGUUUGCAAAAAUUAAUGGAGGUGGCCGGUGAAAUGGAGGGAUACAAAUGCAAUUCCUCGAUGGACAUCACAUCUUCCACACUAACUAAAACCAGUAUGUGUUUGACAAAAAUAUAUGAAAACAUGUACUAUGAUGCUGCUAAGGAAAAAUUUAUCAACGCCAUUGAAGAAUUUAUUAAAGAUAAAUUGCUUUCACCUGACACAGAAUCCAAGGUGCGUAUAGUACUUGCGAUAACAACUUUAAUAUUCGGCCCGCUAGACGUUGCGGACGUAAUUAUCUGUAAAAAAGAAGUUAUUGGGUUGAUCCUUGCUAUGGCGAAAACGGAUGACGUACUGCAACAGAAAGUGGUUUGCGAAUGUAUCGCUGCCGCUAUAACCAAUUGUAACAAGGGCAACAUAUUUAUAUGGCGAGGACGAAAUAUAUUGCAGAACCUGUAUUAUUCUAAGCAUGAUUCAAUUCGGAUUCGAGCGUUAGUGGGUUUAUGCAAGUUAUCCAAUUUCGAAGACGUACUCUGCACUCCGACUAUCAAACUGUUCCCACAUGGAGCGGCGAAGGAAUUGGCCAAGGUUUGCAGACGAUUCUUGAUCAAUUAUAAGAAAGAAGAAGAUAUGAUAAAAUGGGCCUUAAAAGGCCUGUCGUACCUCACUUUCGACGACGACGUCAAAGACGAGUUGAUCGAGGACCAACAAGCCAUUCGAGCAAUGAUGGAGCUCACCAAGACUGGUGAUCAGUCGAUUUCCUACGGCGUGCUUGUAACGUUGAUAAAUUUGUGCAACGCUUAUGUCGAGGAAGAACACAUACCCGAGAUUUUAGAAUUGAUAACGAUUGUCACACAUCAUUUUCCCGAGAAACACCUUGUGGUCGACGACGAAAACGACGCCAGAAUAAGAAGAAGACUAUGCAUGUUAGCGAAAGCCGGUAUGACCAGCAUUCUAGUGAACCUCUCCAAAACGGAAAGCCGAAAUAUUAAGGAAUUGACAGCCACCGUUCUCAGCGCGAUAUGCCUUCCAGAGGAAAUUAGAGAAAUAGUUGUUCAACAAGGCGGCACAAAGGCAUUAUUGUCAUUAGCGCAGGAUGGCACAUACAAGACAAAGAAGGAAGCUUCGCGAGCCCUGGUUCAUCUAGCACACACGUUACCUCCUGAGGUUGCAUUUCCUGGUCAGAUAAUCAUGGAGGUUGUUCGGCCGAUGGUAAAUCUCCUGAACCCAGAGUGUUCCGUUGGCGAGAAUUGCGAGACUGUAACAGCUCUGUGCAAUCUUGCUCAAGUCAGCGACACCAUGAGAGGAAAUAUAUUCAAGGAGGGAGUGUUUCAGAAGAUCGAGGCCUUCCUGUACGGGAAACAACACAUACUUUUGAAAAUGGCGUCUUUAGCACUUAUCCGUAAUUUGUUAUCAAACCAUGAAGUCGCUAUCCAAUAUUUCGAGGAGGACAAAUCUGGAGUUAAGCAUCUUAUGUCACUGUGCAAGGACAAGAAUCAAGAUACUAAGCUCGCAGCAGCUGAAAUUCUAAUGGCGCUGACGGCGGCCAACAGAGAGGCGUGCAAGAAAGUUUUUGACUCGAAUUCCUGGUUGAAAUCCCUACGCCUUUUACUCACGAAUCCAGAGGAGAGGAUACAAGAAAGGGGUAUUAUAAUUGUGGUAAAUAUGUUGAGAAGCUCGAAAGACGUCGCUGUAAAACUCAUUGAAACAGACAUAAUGAAAAUACUGACGGUAUUGACCAAAAAUGAUACCGUGCCAAUCAAUAUCAAGGAAUUGGCAUCCGUUGCUUUAAAGGAAGCUGCAGACGAUCCGGUAACGAAGAACGUCGACGAGCAAUCAUCGUCACUAUCGAACGGGAAUGUGAUAGAGCACGUCUAUCAGGACAAUUGGACCUUCUAAGCCGUUUGCAGAGAGACUUAUGGGCAUAUGAACUUGUUGAGAAUGUACCCACCAACGUAGACUCAGAAAUCGCAAAAAUACUAGAGGGAAUU